Messenger RNA from Amaranthus tricolor (Joseph's coat), 1012 nucleotides. RefSeq names its product chlorophyll a-b binding protein, chloroplastic-like. Gene Ontology annotation, biological process: photosynthesis, light harvesting in photosystem I; response to light stimulus. The record is from RefSeq and is a predicted model, not a curated record. The coding region runs from base 68 to 871 and encodes 267 amino acids. Gene Ontology annotation, cellular component: chloroplast envelope; chloroplast thylakoid membrane; plastoglobule. The transcript has a single exon. Lineage: Eukaryota; Viridiplantae; Streptophyta; Magnoliopsida; Caryophyllales; Amaranthaceae.
CCCAUUUCACUUCAUCACCACUAACUACAUUUCUCCAUCUCUCUAAACCAUCUUAAGCUUCUCAACAAUGGCUUCCUCUACAAUGGCUCUCUCUUCCCCUUCCCUCGCCGGUAAAGCAGUAAAACUCUCUCCAACCGCCUCCGAUCUUCUCGGUGAAGGAAGAAUCACCAUGAGAAAAACCGCCGGAAAACCCAAACCCGUUUCAUCAGGAAGCCCAUGGUACGGCCCAGACCGUGUUAAGUACCUAGGCCCAUUCUCCGGUGAACCCCCAAGCUACCUAACUGGUGAAUUCCCCGGUGAUUACGGUUGGGACACCGCCGGCCUAUCAGCUGACCCAGAAACUUUUGCUAAAAACCGUGAACUAGAAGUCAUCCACUGUAGAUGGGCUAUGUUGGGUGCUUUGGGCUGUGUUUUCCCCGAACUAUUGGCCCGUAACGGAGUCAAAUUCGGUGAAGCGGUAUGGUUCAAAGCAGGAUCCCAAAUCUUCAGUGAAGGUGGGUUGGAUUAUUUGGGUAACCCUAGUUUAAUCCAUGCUCAAAGCAUCCUUGCCAUAUGGGCAUGUCAAGUAAUCUUAAUGGGUGCCGUUGAAGGCUACCGUGUUGCUGGUGGGCCUCUUGGGGAGGUUGUAGACCCACUUUACCCGGGUGGUAGUUUUGACCCGUUGGGUCUUGCUGAUGACCCGGAAGCUUUCGCUGAGUUGAAGGUGAAGGAGAUUAAGAAUGGUAGAUUGGCUAUGUUCUCCAUGUUUGGGUUCUUUGUUCAAGCAAUUGUUACAGGUAAAGGUCCAUUGGAGAACCUUGCUGAUCAUCUUGCUGACCCAGUAAAUAACAAUGCUUGGGCUUAUGCUACUAACUUUGUUCCUGGAAAUUAAUUUGAGUUUUAGGGUUUUAGGGUUGAUUCAUUUGGAACAUUGUUUUGAUAGUGAUGUGGUGAUGGUUUAAUGUAAAUUGUAUUUGAUCCAAUUUAAGGAAUACUUAUAAUGCAUGCCUACUAUUACUACUUCGUGUGCUAA